Messenger RNA from Parascedosporium putredinis, 1104 nucleotides. The record is from the annotation of a GenBank genome assembly. NCBI's taxonomy places the organism in Eukaryota, Fungi, Ascomycota, Sordariomycetes, Microascales, Microascaceae.
AUGGGGUUCCUUCAGAAUGGCCGUGGCCUCGCCAGCUACCUUGUUAUGCCCAACACCUUUCAGGCCCGACGGUUCAUAGUCCUCGGAUCCAUGGUCUCGCUUCUUCUGCUCAUCGCCCUCUGGAACCAAUUCUCCGUAGAUGGGCCGACACGCCCCGCCGGAACCCGGCUCGCACAAGGCCCCUCCACCCCCACGGGGAAGCGCCCGAACCCCUUCACUAACCCUCUCGACGAGGUCCGCCAGACGCCAGCUUCCAUCCGCCAGGACCCUCUCUGCUCGUUCCACCCAGAUACCAGCAAGAUCGCCGUCGUCAUGAAGACGGGCGCGACGGAAUCCUUUGCCAGGUUGCCCACGCAGUUCAUGACGACUCUGCGGUGCAUACCCGACUACCUCGUUUUCUCGGACCGGAAGGAGACGAUCGCCGGUAUCCAGGUCAUGGAUACGCUGGACGCCGUUCUCCCCAAGGCCAUGGAGGGCAACGCCGACUUUGACCUCUACCGGGUUCAGGCCUCGUGCGCCAUCGAUCAAGGCCCCUGCACCAGCGCCCUCGACCGCGCCGAGAUGGGCUGGAACCUCGACAAGUACAAGAACAUCCACAUGGCCGAAAAGACGUGGAAGAUGCUUCCCGACAAGGACUGCGUGGCCCUCCUCGGCGACAUUGCCUUUGCUCACGGCGGUAGCGGCUACCUCAUGUCCCGUGCCGCCAUGAAAGACCUUAUCGGAGGACACCCCGGUCUGGCCAAUCGGUACGACGAAGACAUGCACAACUACUGCUGCGGUGACGCCGUUUUUGCCAAGGCCGUCCGAGAUACCAUCGACGUCAACGUUACGGGCGUGUGGCCCACCAUCAACGGCGAGAAGCCCUUCACUCUUCCCUACGGCGACUCGCACUGGUGCCAUCCCAUCGCCACGAUGCACCACAUGAGCCCCGAGGAGAUCUCCACAUUUUGGGAGUUCGAGACACAAUUCUACGCCGACGAGGCAGCCGAGGCCUCCCGGAAAGACGCGGACAAAUUCGUGCCCUCCCCAUCCUCGCCAAGGAUAUCUAUCGAGAAUUCUUCGCCUCCCGACUUCUUCCCCGGCGCAACGACUGGGACAACUUGA